This is a messenger RNA of Fusarium musae, 2232 nucleotides long. RefSeq lists its product as uncharacterized. Gene Ontology annotation, molecular function: DNA-binding transcription factor activity, RNA polymerase II-specific; zinc ion binding. Bases 1 to 2232 code for a protein of 743 amino acids. NCBI's taxonomy places the organism in Eukaryota, Fungi, Ascomycota, Sordariomycetes, Hypocreales, Nectriaceae. The record is from RefSeq and is a predicted model, not a curated record. Gene Ontology annotation, cellular component: nucleus. The transcript has 3 exons. Gene Ontology annotation, biological process: positive regulation of transcription by RNA polymerase II; aromatic amino acid catabolic process.
AUGGAGCUCCCGGAUCAUCCCAGCAGUACCCGACAGGUCAAGCGUAGCUACGUCGCAUGCGUCUCGUGCCGAGCGCGCAAAUCACGAUGCAUCAUCAAAGACAACCCUCCCUGCGCUAAAUGUGCCAGGGAACACCGCGAGUGUCGAUUCGAUCGUCGGCCCAGGGCUCCCAAGCACCGCGAUGCCCCGAAAUGGACCCGCGGGAAUGUGAAUGCUGUGGACGCCGCGCCCGCUGCUCAACCCGUUCAGGCGGCGAAUCACUCUCCUUCUGAGAACCUUGGUUUCAAUUCGUCCCCGAAUAAUACCAAUCAUGCACUGUACAAUAGAGUGCAGUCAACAAUAGUCACUGGGACUAAUGAUGCGCUGGACUUCCUGUCAAGUGCCGCAGGACAGCAUAGCAUCGCUGGUUCAGCGCCAUCUCAAGGGCAUCCUUCGGCGAGCAAUGUCCAGUCCGAUGGUCCCAAAGUCGUAUCCGGUGGAUCCAAUGGAGUCGGGUUCACCAUCAAGGCCCUUUCAGAACCAGAUGAUGCUUGUCUAGAUAUGUGGGAUAAGUGUCGCUUCGUUCGUCAGGGAUGGUUCACGGCACAAGAGGCUGUCACCUACAUCGACCUUUUCUUCGAAAAGCUUGCCCCACUAUCUCCUGUCGUCCUUGACCAAUUCCGCAGCCAUGCAUCUCACGAACAUCUCGUUUACAGGGAAGCCAUGCUAUGCUGCACCCUUCUCAUGAUCUCAUCUCGCUUCUUCACACUACCGGGUGCAGGCGGUACAUCUAGAAGCCACUAUAUACACCAGCGCCUCUGGAAUCACUGUGAAGUUCUUAUUCGACGCAUCGUGCUGGGGCAAGAAAAGACAUCCACCUCCCAGACAAGAACUAUCGGCACAAUAGAGAGUCUGAUUCUGAUAUCCGAUUGGCACCCUCGCGCUUUGCAUCUCCCACCCGAGACAGAUGGCUGGGAUGGCCUACUUGUAACGCCUGGUUAUGACCGAGUCAAUCGCAAGCAUAUCAACAACGAAGUUCCCCUGAUUCGCUGGCGAGAAGAUGUCUUUGAACCAGCUAAGAGGGCAAACAGAAUGUCAUGGAUGCUUCUUGGUAUGGCUAACAACCUUGGCUAUGAACUUGGGAUCUUCUCAGGUCAGGCGGGUGAUAGUGGCCAUACCGUGCAUGCUGAGGUACUUCGCGGUCGUCGAGCUCAGAAGCUCCUUUACAACUAUUUGACCCAGACAGCCACGAGACUGGGCUAUCCUUCCGCAUUUCCUGAGAGCAUAUCUGUCAUUGCAUCACGUCUGUCAAUGCCAGAUACGAGUGAACCAGUUGAUCAGUCCUGGAUUUCUUAUAUGGACCUCAGUUUGGAGCUUACCCAACUGUCGCGUACAGCAUCUUCGAUGUUCUUUCACUCAGCAGCCCAUCUCCAAACACAAGUACUUGGAGAUCGCUAUGUAGAUCUACUUGAACACUUUUCGGCAUCUCUGUCAAAGUGGCAAGAGAGGUUUAACAGCAUGAGCCAAGGUGCUAUCUCCAUCCAGGCUGUAGUAUCCCGAGCUUCCUCCGCUGGUUUCACGGCCGCCACCACCAACUCUGAUGAAGCUCUAUCAGCAUUCAUAACCCCGAAAGACGCCAAGUUCUUACAAGAGGUCAUUUCUGACACCAAAAAGGUUCUGCAUAUUGCAACGAUGAGUGGUUUCAGGGACCAUCUUCCUUUUGCACCAGCCCGUGUCAAGAUUAGCGUCAUUAGUUCAUCUGUAUUUCUUCUCAAGGCUCUCAGCGUCGGCUCCACCCAUACGGAUGUGAACGAUGCUUUGUACACUUUAGACCAAUGCACAUCAACACUUAAGCAAUGCCCUACGGAUGAUAUGGACUUUGCGUUGAGAUAUGCGGAUCUCAUCGAGAAACAUACCUCACAGUUUCGAGCCCACCUUACACAGUCCAGAGGUCUAGGUACUGGUAAUCACAGUGGGCGGGCUUCGAUUCCGAGGAAUAUUAUUCUAGGAGAGACUAGCGUUGAUGGCCCAAACUCCUUCUUGUCUGGUCUGGAUUCUCAACAGCUUGGAGAUGAUGGGGCAAUGAUGAACUUGGAUAUGGGAGAUACGUGGGUGUCUCUUCCGUUUGAUUCAAGCAUAGCUCCAUUUGGUGAAGGGUGUGAUCAAGUCGCUCUGGGGCUGGAUGUGGAUGCGUUGAACUUCUUGUGGAGCUUGCCUGAGCUUGUGCAGGGUGGCGAGACUGGCUUCGCUUAG